This is a messenger RNA of Seminavis robusta, 1838 nucleotides long. The record is from the annotation of a GenBank genome assembly. Lineage: Eukaryota; Bacillariophyta; Bacillariophyceae; Naviculales; Naviculaceae.
UGACUCAAUCCUGAUAGCAUUCCUCUCCAUCCAAAAUCUCCCCAACUGGAUCGGUCUCUCAUUAUUCUUGGACACGUUUAGCGCGUUGUUGUCAAGUCUCGCACAGUUCAGUUGUGGCUUGUCUCGUCUCCUUGAAACCAAUCAAUCGGUCUCCUCCAAAGUUUCCAAGGACGAGAAAGUGGCAAAGCAAACUGGCUAGCUAGCAGGAACAAAGUGAGAGUCUGAAGCUUGUUCCGAAGAUUCGAUUGGAUAACCACACCAAAAAUCCACCAUGCCAAGUAAAGAACCCAAGAAAGAUCCGUCUACGGACGACAAGCCGGAAGAGAAAGAAGCCGACAAGAAGACCUUGAAAGACGAAGAUAAGAAAGAAGAUUCUGACAAGAAAGACGAAGACGAAAAGGAAGGUACUCCCGAGAAGGAGGAGUAUGACGAAGAAGUCAUCAAAUCCGUGGCCGAACGCCUCAGAUUCUUCUUUUCGGAUGCCAAUGUGCGACAAGAUUUCUUCAUUCGCAAGUACCUGAUUGUGAAGGAAGGCGCUUUGGUGGGGGACAGCAGUAUUUCGGCGGGUACCGUCCCCAUUGACGCUCUCUUGCGUUUUAAUACCAUCAAGAGAUUCACGGAAGAUCCUGCUGAUGUGAUCCAUGCCGUCAAAACCGUCCUCAGCGACAAACUCGUUGUCAAGGAUGAAGGCAAAUCCAUUGCUCGUGUCAAACCCUUUACACAAGAACUCAUGAACGACAACAUUCCCCUUUCGCUCUACGUCAAGAAUCUACCCACCAAACAAAACGACCGAAAGCAGGUUCUUUACGAUGUCCAAAUGGAAGAUGUACGAAAGCUAUUUGAAAGUUACGGCGAAGUCUCACUGGUCAAACUCCGAUUCAAACGAUCCCAGCAUUCGGAUGACGACAACCACACGGAUGACAUCAAAAUGGAGGACAAUGAAGGCAAAAGGCUGCCUCGUCGUCGUUUCCCCAUGGGCGAUUGCAUGGUGGAAUUCGAAGAAAAGGCGGCAUUGGAAAAGGCAGCCGAAGAUGUGAUUACCUCCAAGGAAGGCGCCGCUGUGGAACCCAAACGUAAACUUGAAAUGGGUGAAAAGACGCUGGAAGUGAUGUUGCUCAAGGAUUACUUGAAUGGGUUGAAAAAGAGAAAGCGCGACAAAGAUGACGACAAAAAAGGCGAGGACGACGGUGAUGCCUCCAAACUCACCAUUGACUGGAAACCAGGAUGUGUUGUCGGUCUCAAAGGACUACCGGAGAACUGCGACCGCGAAGCCAUCUUGCAAGCCGUCAUGAAAGGAUGUGAUAUCACCGAGGCGGUCCUAAAGGAAAAGAAGAUUUAUGCCGACUACUCGCGGGGCCAGAAAGAUGGAGCCAUUCGUUUUCCAGAACCCGAUCUUCCCAAGGUCCUUGUGGAAAAGCUCAAGAGUGGUGACGUCAAGAUUUGCGAUGCCAAGGUGGAAGAAGUGGAGGUCAAAGAAGGCGACGCCGAAAAGAAGUACUGGGAAGACUACACCCAGUUCAAAAGGAAUCAGAUGCGUCAUCGUCAGGAAGAAAAAAAGCAAAAGAAGAAGAGGUUUCGACGCAACAAGACGAUGUAGCCUCUCUUUCGUGCUGGACCGGGGCAUCUUUUAUUUCUUCUCAAUGUUUGGACACUUAUGUUUUGGACAAGUUUCAACCCUGGACUGUCCCUUGAAAAUAUACAUGAAGUAGACCGUAGGCGCCCGUGGAAGAGGCCCAUGGAUGAGUAUCAAUAGAUUCCUGGCCGUGACCACUUGCAUAGCAUGUUCCUUUUGUAUGAUCGAUGAUACCAAAAAUAAAUAGUUAUCACUUUGCAUGUGC